ACCAAACCCAGCCCAAAAUGUCUCUGAUUCCAACUCUGUUCGGCAACAGGGGCGUGUUCGACCCCUUCUUGUCGGAUCUGUGGGCACCGAUUGGCUCCAACAGUGAAGUGUCCUCGUUCGCCAACGCGCAGGUGGACUGGAAGGAGACCCCAGAGGCGCACAUUUUCAAGGCGGAUCUGCCGGGGCUGAAGAAGGAAGAGGUGAAGGUGGAGGUGGAGGACGGCGGCGUGCUUCAGAUCAGCGGCGAGAGGGCGGUGGAGAAGGAGGAGAAGAACGAGAAGUGGCACCGCGUGGAGAGGGGGCGGGGGAAGUUCGCCAGGAGAUUCAGGGUGCCGCAGAAUGCUAAAGUUGAUGAAGUGAAGGCGUCGAUGGAGAACGGGGUUCUGACGGUCACCGUUCCCAAACUGCCGGAGAAGAAGCCGGCGAUCAAAUCGGUUGAAAUCUCCGGCUGAGAAACGAAAACUCGACUGAAAAUGAUCGCUGGAUCGAUUGUUCUCUUGUUUGGAUGUGUAAUGGAUUUCAAUAAAUCUGUGAAAAAAGUGUGUUCAAAUGUCGUAAAUGAGUCUGUUUUUUCAUAUGGUUUAAAGUUUAAUGUACUAUUUCGAUUUGGAGUGCGUUUCUUUAAGAUU
Messenger RNA from Momordica charantia (bitter melon), 629 nucleotides. Its product is annotated as 18.1 kDa class I heat shock protein. The record is from RefSeq and is a predicted model, not a curated record. Lineage: Eukaryota; Viridiplantae; Streptophyta; Magnoliopsida; Cucurbitales; Cucurbitaceae.